AUGGGCGGGCUGUGGCGCUGCCUGGAGCGCGGUGAGUACGGGCAGCUGCGGGGGUGCCCGCUCUUCGAGAGCGACUUCCUGCAGGUGACCAAGAGUGGGGAUGCGGCCUCCCGUGUGACCGUGGGCAUCGCGGCCACCAGCCCCCGCCUGGCGCUCCCCGACCUCAUGCUGCUGGCGCGGCCGGUGCAGGCGCUGGGAGAGCUCGAACUCUUCGGGCUGCUGCCACUGCAGUUCGUGCGCCUCUCCCUGCACAGCGAGAAGCGGCACCAGCUCAAGGUGAGCUUGGCCUCGGGCCGCACCUUCUACCUGCAGCUCCUGGCGCCGCGCCGGCGCCUCGAGCGCCUCUUCGGCCGCUGGCUCCGGCUGCUCUACCUGCUCCGCUACCCGCGCCCGCCUCGGCCCCACGGCACCUCCCCACCCCACGGGGAGCAUCCGGGACCCCCGAGCCCCGGUCGCCACCCGCAGCCGCUUCCCCCGCCUCCGAGCUGAGCUCUGGGCACAAGGAGCU
Rhea pennata is the source of this 508-nucleotide messenger RNA. RefSeq names its product Golgi-associated RAB2 interactor protein 5A-like. Lineage: Eukaryota; Metazoa; Chordata; Aves; Rheiformes; Rheidae. Gene Ontology annotation, cellular component: nucleus. The record is from RefSeq and is a predicted model, not a curated record.